Molecule: messenger RNA, 3578 nt
Organism: Daphnia carinata
Lineage: Eukaryota; Metazoa; Arthropoda; Branchiopoda; Diplostraca; Daphniidae
Gene: Eip63E
Product: cyclin-dependent kinase 14-like
Exons: 8
Coding region: 571-2241 (556 amino acids)
Biological process (GO): protein phosphorylation
Cellular component (GO): nucleus; cytosol; cytoplasm
Molecular function (GO): heme binding; cyclin binding; cyclin-dependent protein serine/threonine kinase activity
Source: RefSeq, a predicted model, not a curated record
AGAAAUAGAAGACAGCCUUCCCUCCCUUUUUUUUUCUUUUGCUUUCUGCUGUGUACACACACCUCGGCUAGCCAUGGCAUUGUAGCAUACACACACACACACACAAAUGGCUGCUUACACUGUCAGUCGGUUUUGACAGCUAGACUCGUUCAACUUGUAACGAGUCUGCGUGAGAAAUUGGGCAGAAAGUGAGCUGAAUUAUAAGAAAUCGCUGAUAGAUGAGAAACGUAUGCGCGUACAUGGAUCCGUACUGUUUUUGUGUUAUCUUAUCGAGCUUUGAUUUUUCAAGCUAGAUUCGAUCGGUCUCCCCUCCCACAUUCUCAACCCACUCGAUCACGGCUCAAACCGCCCAAAUUUAGGUUGGACCUCGGCUGCUCUACCGUUCGUGUGUGUGUGGGAUUCGCGACUAGAAGAGAUUGCAGCCUUUCAGCAAUGACCACCAUAUCUCUAGUGUUUCCCAAUCUCGUUGUCCUCAUCAGUUGCUCAUAGAAAAAAUGCAGGUGCUUGUUCAGUAUUAGUGGUGGUGCUACUUUAUCGGAAAACCCAGAGGUUCCUCAUUCCAGCCACGUCAUGUCAGAAACCAAGAACAAGCUCAGCAAGGUGGCUCGCCUCAGGAAGCGCCUCAGCGACAGCUUGGGCAGGCUGGCCUCUCUGGCUAAAGAAGACUGGUCCAUCAGCCGAACUAGAUCUCAGACCAGACUCUCUCACAUGGGCUACCGCAAAGACCACAACGGUCUGAGCAUGAGAGGCAAAGCAGGAUUCUCUGACGAGUAUCUGGACAAGUUGGACAGCGAAACCAGAGACUCUUUGCAGGAGAAUGGGGAUGUAGCUGGUGGUGGGGGUGAGCCUGAUUUGCGAUGGGAGAGGCUCAGGUUAAGUGACGGAGAUUUGCUCACUGCUAGCCGGGACCCAGAAUUUGAAAAAUUAAAGGGUUCUGGUGGUGCUGAUUCUGGUUUGGGGAGUGACGACGCCUGUGCUCAAGACAUUAGUAGCCGAAUUGCAACGGUUGAAGGUGAACAAGUGGUGCUGAGACGCAGCAAAAAAUCGUCUUCAUCGCAUCUCAAACAGCGACCCAAAUCGGAAGUUUAUAGACACCAGCACAUCGAUCCGCAUCUGCCUGGAGCCAAUGUCGUCCUACCCAGUGCAUCCGCCAUCAAUUUAAAGCCAUCCGAGUCGAUACGUCGCUCGAAAAGAUACUCAGCCUUCGGGGGAACCAGUCCGUUUGGCAAAAUUGAGAAUUAUCUACGACUAGAGCAGCUAGGAGAAGGUUCUUAUGCGACCGUUUAUCGAGGGUUCAGCAAUUUGACUCAGCAAGUGGUGGCUCUGAAAGAGAUUCGUUUACAGGAAGAGGAAGGUGCUCCGUUCACGGCCAUCCGUGAAGCUUCUCUACUGCGAGACCUGCGCCACGCCAACGUCGUCACUCUGCACGACAUCGUCCACACUAAAACGUCAUUAACGUUCGUCUUUGAAUACGUCCAUUCAGAUUUGGCUCAGUAUUUGGAGAGGCAUCCGGGCGGAUUGCAAGCUCACAACGUCCGCCUCUUCCUCUUUCAGCUGUUGCGAGGCCUCACGUACGUCCACCGGCGCAAGAUCCUCCACCGGGAUCUGAAGCCGCAGAAUUUGCUCAUCAGUGAAGUCGGCGAACUCAAAUUGGCCGAUUUCGGGCUGGCCCGCGCCCAGUCGGUGCCGUCGCACACGUUUUCCAGCGAAGUCGUCACCCUGUGGUACCGGCCGCCCGAGGUCCUACUCGGCUCAACGCAAUACUCUUCGCCUUUGGAUCUGUGGGGCGUCGGCUGCAUCUUCGUCGAGCUUUUGACGGGCAGUCCAGCCUUCCCCGGCGUCAAAGACGCUGCCGAUCAAUUGGAAAGAAUCUUCAAGAUUUUAGGGACGCCGACGGAAGCGACGUGGCCGGGCGUGUCGAGGUUGCCGCUCUACAAGCCGCAGCGUUUGAACUUUUACCGGACUCAGCGACUGGGUCACGCGUUCCCUCGUUUGUACGACAUCAGCCAAGCGGAGAAUUUAGCGUCCAAACUACUCCAAUUGCAGCCGAGCGCCCGGCUGACGGGCGAAACGGCCGUCCGCCACAAAUUCUUCCAGGAACUACCCUCCCAAUUGUAUAACUUAUCUGACGACGUGUCGAUCUUUACGGUGCCCGGCGUCGGUCUCUACCCGGAAGAGAGGAAAUUCCCACCGGUCGUUUUGAGAGCGGCCCAGGAACUGAAAAACAAGGCCAAAUUUUGAUUUUAUAUAUAUUUUUUUUUACUAAUUGAUAGUGUUUUUCGUCCUUUUUUCCCCCUCCGCUGUCGAAAUCCGUUCCAUAAUAACUUCAUGAUGCAGCCAUAUAAGCCAAUCCCAGCAACAAAGUCCUUCCUUUUUAAAAAAAUUAACGCACUCGUAUAAAAAAAGGAGAAACUACGGUAUUAUUUACUAAAAAUCAUUCAUUUUAGCUUCUGCGAAACAACUCCGGGAAAAAAGAAAUAGUUUGAGUCGUAUCCCAUUUCAUAUAGAGCCAAUCCGCAACAAGCAUGUCCAAUUUUUUCUGUUGAUUUUUUAAAACAUGUUUUUUUUUUCUUUUUCUCUAUGUUUUUUUGACGUUGUCCCUCUUUAUUUUAUCUUUUUUCUGAGGGUGGCCAGUUGUUUCCUAGUAACCCAUUUUUUUCUUUCUUAUUUUUAAUCAUUUAUAGUUGUCAUGCAACAUUAAUGAAGGCAGCAAUACUAUUCCUGUUUUGAUAGAUAACAAAAAAUGAGCUCAGAUGUUUUUUCCAUAGCCGGAAACCACGCCCACCAAUUUUAAAUUGGUCCCCUUUUUAAAACACUAACUUGUAUUGACACUCUGCUCUACACCACGGGGCAUAAUUUUCUUUUCAGUACCUCCCCCUCAAACCCAAUUUCUGAUGCCAAAAUGUUUUCUUUUUUUUUUGAUUUCGUGCAUUGUCAUCGUUGCCAUUUUUUUUUUUUUGGUUUGUUCCCUCACCCUGUCGAAUGGUCUAUUCGUCCAUCAAUACUACCCGUUGUAACCGUCCUAUUCAAGAAAAAGGUGGGGAAUAGUGCAUCUGCUGUCGUCAUCUUUCUUUGUCAUGUCCCUUUUAAAAAAAAUAGACCCACGCAUUUUGGUCUGUUCAUCCGGAAAUACCCCACCCCCCACCUGAGAAGAUGGUCCUUGGAUUUUUUUUUCUUAAACUCACGAUAGUUGUUUCCAGUAACCUCCUCCUCCCCCUCGUUCCGCAAUGUCUUCGAAUCGAGAAAAACAAAUGUAAAUCUAUUUAGGAUUUUUCGGCAUUCAAAUUGAGUUUUUGUUGGUUCCUCAAUGCUGUUUUAUUGUUGAACGAUGACUAUCGAAAAAGAGAAAAAAGAGUAUUAAUUGUGACGUCCAAGGGAAGGAACAAAACAAAGUGAAAAGAUUCAUCCGUCAAAAAUAAGAUUUUAAAAAAGAAUUACAACUAACCGUUUGCCAUCCUCGUCGUUGUGCUCGUAUGUCACGUGUGUCGUUACUGUCUUCUUAUCAAAUAAUCAUCCUUGUAUCAAUCCCCAAAAACAAAUGGAUUUCCACCGAAAAUAAAAGCAGUUACGCGCCCCCA